UGACACACACACUCCCAGCUCUCUCUCUCUCAACCAAUGGCGUAGAACAGAUUGAGAGAAGAAGAAGAGAGAUAAAGCUAAAAGCUCCCUCACACCACACCAGAGCUCACCUCUCUCUCUCUCUCUCUAAAACCCUCCUCCCAAAAUCGAAUCUUGCGCCGCCCCAGCAAUGGCGGAGAGCCAGAAAUACAUCACCGCCGACGAGCUGGCCACCCACACCACCUCCGGCGACCUCUGGAUCUCCAUCCACGGCAAAAUCUACGACGUCUCGCGCUGGAUCAAAUCCCACCCCGGCGGCGACCUCCCCCUCCGCAACCUCGCCGGACGCGACGCCACCGACGCAUUCCUCGCCUACCACCCCACCCGCGCCUGGCCCCACCUCGCCCAAUUCCACAACGGCCUCCACCUCCAAAACUACACCGUUUCGGAGGUCUCCAAGGACUACCGCAAACUCCUCCACGACUUCACCAAGAUCGGCCUCUUCGAAAACAAGGGCCACAACGUCUUCCCCUCACCCUCUUCUCUAUCUCACUCACACAUCCACACAAAUUAUACUGGAAAUAAGCAGUAAGAAAUAGCUGAAAAAAAAUGGGAGUUUCAGUUCCCAUUCUCGCGAUCUCCAUCUCUCUGCACCUCAUUGCUUUCGUGCUUGCUGUCGGCGCCGAACGACGCCGUAGCACGGCGACGGUGAAGCCGGAUGAGUACGACGAGAGAACGUACUGCGCGUACGGAACCGACGCGUCGACGGUGUACGGACUGGCGGCGUUCGGGCUGCUGCUGAUUGCGCAGGUGUUGAUUCACGGCGUUACCAAGUGUUUCUGCUUUGGGAGGGGGAUGAUGGAAGGCCGCCGCUCUACUACUCGCGCUGUCGUCUUCUUCGUUCUCUCAUGGAUCAUUUUUCUGGCAGCAGAGGCAUGCUUGCUGGCAGGAUCAGCUCGGAAUGCUUACCACACAAAAUAUCGAGCAAUUUUCCACGUAGAGCAAAUAUCGACGCCGGCGAAG
This is a messenger RNA of Salvia miltiorrhiza (redroot sage), 1002 nucleotides long. Its product is annotated as delta(8)-fatty-acid desaturase-like. The coding region runs from base 170 to 571 and encodes 133 amino acids. The transcript has a single exon. The record is from RefSeq and is a predicted model, not a curated record. NCBI's taxonomy places the organism in Eukaryota, Viridiplantae, Streptophyta, Magnoliopsida, Lamiales, Lamiaceae. Gene Ontology annotation, molecular function: oxidoreductase activity, acting on paired donors, with oxidation of a pair of donors resulting in the reduction of molecular oxygen to two molecules of water. Gene Ontology annotation, biological process: lipid metabolic process. Gene Ontology annotation, cellular component: membrane.